Messenger RNA from Exserohilum turcica Et28A, 252 nucleotides. RefSeq lists its product as uncharacterized. Bases 1 to 252 code for a protein of 83 amino acids. The record is from RefSeq and is a predicted model, not a curated record. The transcript is spliced from 2 exons. NCBI's taxonomy places the organism in Eukaryota, Fungi, Ascomycota, Dothideomycetes, Pleosporales, Pleosporaceae.
AUGGAAGUAGUGCCCAUGUUCACGGCCGACGACGAUGUCAUUGUCGAGUGGCGCGCCGUCACGGUGGGACUGCUGGACGAGCUGCUGGAACAAGUGAACAAGUUGUUGCGCUUGAAUGGGCCGGACAAGCUGACCCUGGCCCAGAUGCUCGAAGCGGGGAGCUGGAAGGGAGGUCGAGAAAUUGCCGAAGUGUCGCGGCCCAACACUAAAGAACCGCCGAUCAUGAUCCUCUCGGACGGCACUGUUUUCUAA